Molecule: messenger RNA, 2127 nt
Organism: Brassica oleracea var. oleracea
Lineage: Eukaryota; Viridiplantae; Streptophyta; Magnoliopsida; Brassicales; Brassicaceae
Product: ultraviolet-B receptor UVR8-like
Exons: 6
Coding region: 430-2037 (535 amino acids)
Source: RefSeq, a predicted model, not a curated record
UCGAGCCCUCUUUCGGAUGCACACGCAUAUGUAUACAAGAUGUUAUACACCACUACAAGUAUACGUAUAUGUGCACAUUAUACAUACAUACCACAUCACAAGUUAUCAGAGAAUGUUGUAAUAGAGAGAUCCUAAUUGCCUUGAGACCACCGCAUAAAAGAGACAUUUCCUCUUCAUCCACUUCCCUCAACGCACAAAUUUGCAGACUUUCCGAGAAGAAAAACAAAAGUUUAAUAACUAAAAAUAAAAAGAGAAUUUUCACCGUCAAUUCUCUAUAGGAAAACAUCGUCCGAUCAUUCUUUUCAUAUCCCUCUUUCUUCAUUGCUCUGAUCAGACAUCAAAAACAAACAAAGAGAAACCACUUGGGGCUGUCUGUAAAAUUCCAGAGAUCAUAAGCUUCAGGACCUGUAGUUGAAUCUGUGUUCCGAAAUGGAUGCUACAACUAGUGGAACUCAAUCUUUACAUUGUCAUAACUUACCGGAGCAACCAGUUUCCUCUGCUGCUUCUCCUCCCGUGACUCCAUUUCAGAGGCAGAAACGCCAAUGCUUUGGAGACUCAACUCCUGGAGAGUUUCCUUUAGCAGCUAACCCUUCCAUUGUCCUUCAUGUUCUCACUGAAUGUAGAUUGGAUCCUCGUGACCUCGCAAAUCUUGAGGCAACAUGCUCCUUCUUUAGCCAGCCAGCACACUUUGCACCGGACUGUAGCUUAUCCUUACCUGAGCUCGCUGCUCUCGACAUGUGUAAUAAAAGGAUGAUUUUCAAACCGAUGAGUGAACAAGAACGUGAAGAAAUGAAACGUAGAUGCGGAGGUUCAUGGAAACUAGUCCUUAGGUAUUUGCUGGCUGGUGAAGCGUGUUGUCGAAGAGAGCAAUCUCAAGCCAUUGCUGGUCCUGGUCACAGCAUUGCCGUCACAUCAAAGGGACAAGUCUAUACCUUUGGUCACAAUAACUCUGGUCAGCUAGGACAUGGCCAUACCGAUGAAGAAGCUCGUAUACUGCCCGUCAGGUCAAUGUUGGGAAUCAGAAUUAUCCAAGCAGCAGCUGGUGCUGGUCGGACAAUGCUGAUAAGCGACAAUGGGAGUGUUUACGCGUGUGGGAAAGAUUUGUUUGGUGAAGCAGAGUAUGGAGGGCAAGGAGGGUCUAGACAGGUUACAACUCCUCAGCUUGUGACAUCUUUAAAGAACAUAUUUGUUGUGCAAGCGGCGAUAGGGAACUUCUUUACUGCUGUUCUGUCGCGAGAAGGGAAGGUUUAUACAUUCUCUUGGGGCAACGAUGGUAGACUUGGUCAUCAAACCGAGGCUAAUGAUGUCGAGCCACGUCCUUUGUUAGGACCGUUAGAGAAUGUACCCGUUGUGCAGAUUGCUGCUGGUUAUUGCUACCUUCUUGCCUUGGCUUGUCAACCAAAUGGCAUGUCGGUUUAUUCGGUUGGUUGCGGUUUGGGAGGCAAACUUGGUCACGGGUCAAAAACCGAUGAGAAGUAUCCUCGGGUUAUCAAGCAGUUUCAGCUACUGAACUUUCAACCUAGGGUAGUUGCAGCGGGUGCUUGGCAUGCCGCGGUUGUAGGUCAAGAUGGAAGAGUGUGUACUUGGGGUUGGGGAAGAUACGGUUGCUUAGGACACGGUAACGAGGAGGGUGAGUCAGUUCCUAAGGUCGUUGAAGGGCUAAGCCAUGUCAAGGCGGUUCAUGUAGCAACAGGAGACUACACUACUUUUGUGGUCUCGGAAGAUGGUGAUGUUUACUCUUUUGGUUGUGGUGAAUCUGCUAGUCUGGGUCACCAUACAGCCGUUUUUGAACAGCGUGAUCGGCAAGCUAAUGUGUUGAGUCCAGCGGUAGUAACAUCGCUGAAACAAGUGAAAGAGCGGGUGGUUCAGAUUAGUUUAACGAACUCGAUAUACUGGAACGCACAUACGUUUGCUCUCACGGAAUCAGGGAAGGUAUUUGCGUUUGGUGCGGGAGAUAAGGGUCAGCUUGGAGCAGAGCUUGGUCGUGACCAAACAGAGAGGUGUGCACCUGAAAGAGUAAAUAUCGAUCUCAGUUAGCGGUUGCAUGGUUUGACGCCAGGAAAACGCAAGGAAAUUGCGUUUUUAACUUUGUUAUGUUGAUAAGACUUCGGAAGUUUGUUACAAAGG